Lingula anatina is the source of this 1020-nucleotide messenger RNA. RefSeq lists its product as uncharacterized. The record is from RefSeq and is a predicted model, not a curated record. Gene Ontology annotation, molecular function: alpha-1,2-mannosyltransferase activity. Lineage: Eukaryota; Metazoa; Brachiopoda; Lingulata; Lingulida; Lingulidae. Gene Ontology annotation, biological process: cell wall mannoprotein biosynthetic process; protein N-linked glycosylation. Gene Ontology annotation, cellular component: Golgi apparatus; membrane.
AUGGUGUUUUUACCCCAGGAGAUUCUAUAUAAAGUAGAGCGCCUGCUUCAGGGAGUCAAGUUAACAGUCCAAAACAACCCCAAAUCUGCCAGAGUCAGUAAAACUAAUGGAAGUUAUCUAGGCGAAGAAAAGAGAUCUUCCUAUGAAUUAGAAAAAUUCAAAAGCAUGUUGAAGGCGUGGCCCGUCAACAAACCUAAAGCAGUCAUCUACAUCUUAGUCAAAUCUAAUCGAUUUUCAAUCACCCUCAAGGAUGGACUUGGCCGAAUAGAUAGAUAUUUCAACAAUAUGUACCACUAUCCAGUGGUGUUGUUCCACGAGACAGGCCUCAGCGAUACCAACAUGACGUCUAUUCGCUCAUGGACAAGAUCAGACGUGUUUUUUCAGUUCGUAAAAUUCUCGGUUCCUAAAUGGAUAAACGAGACAAAAAUGAGGAGCGACGUGGGUAAAGCAAACGAUAAGCGUAUUGGCUACAGACAUAUGUGUAGGUUUCAAUCUAUAAGCCUGCAGGUGACGCCCAUAAUGCGCCUGGUCGACUAUUACUGGAGGUUGGAUGAUGACUCACGUUUGAUUGGCCAGGUUCCAUUCGAUCUUUUCAAGUUCAUGGCGAAAGAGAACCUUACUUAUGGAUAUGUACACAUGAAUCAUGAGCAUCCUGAUUACGUUGUUGGUCUUUAUCCGCGCGUCAAUGCCUAUCUCACCAACAAGCAGAUUCAACCAACAUUCUUCAGAAAACUACGCAGGAAUAAAUAUUUCCUUAACAAUUUUGAAAUAUCUAGUUUGCGAUUCUGGAGAAGCAAAAACGUCUCUGACUUGCUCAAUGCCUUGGACCGGGCAGGUGGUUUUUAUUACCAUAGAUGGGGAGAUGCAGUAGUGAAGACACUAGCGGUAUCUAUUUUUGCACCUCUUGAAAGUGUGUAUCAAUUUACUGAGGUUCCUUAUGUCCAUAAGUUUGUGAACACUACCAGUAAAGGGUUCAUACGUAAUCAGAGAACUAACCUGUCACAAGAGUUAAUAAACUGA